AUUGACUCGACACACUUCCUUUCCCAGGCAGGAUGAAACUUCAGCGACACUUCUUCUCGUUUAUUUGACGGUGUUGGUUUAGACUACGUGCUAUUCGCUAGUUCCGGUUCGUCCUCCAUUUUAAAAUGUCCCCGCCUUCGAAGCGUCUGCCUUGCUGUUUGUUGCUUUGAUGUGAAGUUUGGAGUGGUUCCUGUUCGUGUUCCUAUCACAAGUCCAGCUGAGCCCAGAGUCGAUUCAACCAUGGAGCCAAGUGGUGCCGGGCCGGCACUUGGACCUGGCGCAGAGAAACCCGCGUUGACCCCCGCAGGAGCGAAGAACCAGGGCGGUUCGCGACUGAAAGUUAAACCCAAGUCUGGUCCGAGAGGUGUCGGUCCGGUCGGGAAAGGACCCAAACUGAGGCCAGCCGUUGGGAAACUGUUGGUUGCACCGGGGAGUUGGACUGCGGGCACGUUAGGCCACCUCGGUUCUCCAAGCCCGGUUCAGGUCCGGCUCGAAACAGGUCCCCUUCAGAGGCCAGCUGUGGAUCCACCUUCAGCCAAGCCGGCUGUGAGGAAGAUGGUGAAAGACAACCAAAAGCAGAAGGACCCUCAGCCAGAUGAAGGAGGAAAAGAGAAACUUCAAGAAGCUCUCAGCCCUGACAAACCUCAGCCAUCCACCAAGAAGAAGAAGAGGAAGAUGGGGCAGUACGACCUGAUUCCUAAGAAGAAAUGCAAACCUGGUGCACUGCAGGUGCAGGUGGAACAGAGGGAGAACCCUGCCGUCAGUCCUGAGGACCGUCAGGCUCCACCUGAGGAGACUCAAGUUGGACCGAGUGAGGCCGUCAAAGAACCGGCCCACGAAAGCGGGCCGGAGGCACAGACUGAGCGACCGUGCGGCCAGUUUGAAUACACGGAACUGGCGCUGGAAUGUCUGGACCUCAAGGCUCAGGAGAGGCUCCUCUCCCCGCAGCAGUCAGGUCUGCCUGCGCUGAGUGACGCCACAGAGAGCGACCUGGCAGAAGAGUUACCGCUCUGCUGCUGCCGCAUGGAGACGCCCAACACCAAAGGGGUUCUGACUGCGCCGGACCAGACCUGCAUGGCCAUGGAGAGCCGAGAUGGAAUGCUCAGUCGCUGCCAGAAAACGGUUACGAAGCAGGAAAUGAUGCGACCUUCCAAUGCAGUACACCUGCUGGUGUUGUGCGACGAUCACCGGGCGGGCAUGGUGAAGCACCAGUGCUGCCCCGGCUGCGGCCUGUUCUGCAAGGCGGGAACGUUCAUGGAAUGCCGUCCGUACGGGACCAUCUCCCACCGCUUCCACAGUGACUGCGCCUCCGUCCUGAAGGACCGCAGGUUCUGCCCCCACUGUGGCGAGGAGGCCAGCGACAGAAACAAGGUCGUGGUGCCCAACCCCGAGUCGUCGCCGUCGGUGCCGCGGUCGGACCGAGAGUCCCGCCUCCCUGCUGUGCCUCCUGUCGCCUCACUGCCUUCAGUGUCCACCUCUCCUGCUGUUCCUCAGAUCCUCAGAGCCAAGAAGUCUUGUGAGCCUCUGAGGAGCCGGGAGCAGAGCCCAACCAGAUCGAAGGACGAAGAUAAUGGAGCGCCGAAAGAGUCUCUGGAAAGCAUCCUGAUGGCACUGGAUGAUGACACGCUGAAACCAUCAAAGAAGGUGAAGUAUCCCAGCAGGCAGCUCUACGUCUCUGCCAAACAAGGCGAGCUCCAGAAAGUCAUUCACCUCCUGGUUGAAGGUCAGGACCCUAACUUUGUGAUGGACGGUCAGAGCAAAAGAAGGCCUCUUCAUGAAGCUGCUGCUGAGGGCCACCAGGAGGUCUGCCACAUGCUGGUCCAGGCAGGAGCCAACUUGGAGAUGUGUGACGAGGACUACAGAACACCUCUGAUGGCAGCGUGUGAAAGCAACCAAGUGGACACAGUCAAAUACCUCAUCAGAGCUGGUGCCGCCAUAAACCACAAGGACAUCAUGGGUUUCUCUUCACUUCAUCUGGCUGCGAAACUGGGGCAUUAUGAAGUGGUGGAGGUGCUGCUCUCCAAGGCCUCCAAGUACAUCAACUGCCAGGAUGACGGGGGGUGGACCCCCAUCACCUGGGCCAUUGAGUACAAGCACAAGGAAGUGUUCAAGCUGCUGCUGGCCAAGGGGGCGGACGUCAACGUCAGAGACAAGGAGCAAAAUGUCGCCCUCCACUGGGCAGCUUUGGCUGGCUGUGAUGACAUCUUACUGGCCCUACUGGAGGCUCGCGGUGACCUCAACGCCAUCAAUAUUCAUGAAGACACGCCGCUGCAUGUGGCUGCCAGAGAGAACAACCUGGAGUGUGUGACGUUGUUGCUGUCUCGUGGAGCUGACGUCCUCCUGAAGAACAAGGAGGGACACACACCGCUAGAGUGCUGUGUGUAUGGCUCCAAGGGUUGGGUGGAGGUAUACACCAGCCGCAAGCUGCUGGAUGCCCGGAGGAGUCGGGAGAAGCUGGGAGAGCAAGUGCUGAGCAGGGAUAUUUCUCGAGGGUAUGAGGCGGUUCCGAUCAUGUGUGUCAACGGGGUGGACAGUGAGCCGUACCCCAGCUCAUUUAAGUACAUUCCAGAGAGCUGCGUCACCUCCACCAUCAACGUCAACAAAGACAUCACUCACCUCCAGCACUGCAGCUGCACCGACGAUUGCUCCUCGGCCACUUGCACGUGUGGUCAGUUAAGUCUGCGGUGCUGGUACGACGAUGAGGGUCGACUCCCCCCCGACUUCUGUCAGCGGGAGCCCCCUGUGCUCUUUGAGUGCAACCACGCCUGCUCGUGUUGGAGGACCUGCCGGAACAGAGUGGUGCAGAAUGGACUCAGAGUGCGGCUGCAGCUCUUCCGGACGAGGACGAUGGGCUGGGGCGUGAGAGCCAUGCAGGACGUCCCUCAGGGGACCUUCAUUUGCGAGUACGUGGGCGAGAUCAUCACAGACGCCGAGGCUGACAAGAGAGACGACGACUCCUUCCUCUUCACGCUGGACAACAAGGUGGGGGACGUUUACUGCGUCGACGCCCGGCUCUUUGGCAACAUCAGCCGAUUCAUCAACCACCUGUGCGAGCCCAACCUCCUGGCCGUCAGGGUCUUCACCAUGCACCAGGACCUGCGCUUCCCCCGGGUGGCCUUCUUCUCCAGCAGGGACAUCAAGAGUGGCGAGCAGCUGGGACUGGACUACGGAGAUAACUACUGGAAGGUGAAGAGGAAGUACUUCAGUUGUCAGUGCGGGUCGGUCCGGUGUCGCCACUCGUCCUCCAGCUGACCUCCCUCCAAAGGUUCCUCUCACCGACAUCACAGGUUUUUACUCUCACUCUCUUUCAGACGUGUUGUAGGAGGUCAGUUCACUUCAGAUACACAACUGUGAAUCACAUCAGCUCCGUCACUGUGACAACACUCUCCAUAGAUCAGCAUUUCACUUGCAGAUGGUGGAGAGUGUCCCCUCCUGGAGGGACCUCUUCAGGAGUCCUAACAUACAGUAGAUGAGUUUUAACUUUUUAACAAGCUAGUCUCUAAAUGGACUGAUGAUCACUUCAUCGACCUUCUGACAUGAAUGACCUGAAAUGACAUGAGGUCCCGGGGCCUGUGCACUGAUGCUCUUCAACACACAGGUGCUCCUUCAGGACUGGUGGCUCCCCAGUCUGGCUUUUAAGCUGUGCUCGAUGUUCGGCUGUUUUUGCUACGACUCUCCUCCCUUAAUAAACAAAGACCAAUGACUGACCGAUGUGUCGAUUAUGGAGCAAGUUUGUGUUCUCGUCAGAUACCACUUUUUUUUUUUCUUUCAUCCCUCUCUUGGAAGAUGUUCAUCAGGACUGAGAACUUCAUAGACCCACUGAGGAUCAUGGGAUGGGUGACACACCUGACACCUGUGUAACUCCAUGGAGCUUCUGCUCUACAGUAGUUCUGGGGAAUGUUCGUCACUGUGAGGGAGACGGACAUGUAUGUUCUUCAAGGAACAGCCACAGGUCCAGGGUCUGAACUCUGGAGGCAGAAUCUGUCAGAACCACCUUCCUCUGGAGCUGCUGUAACUCAAGUGAUGAUUCUUUUUUUUUGGAUGAAUGAAAGUGUGACAGUCACUGAGUCACUUUGGCUCCAUUUUUAAGGUUCUUUUAAACUGCUCUUCAUGAUGUUUAAUCUGGUGAAACCAGAGUAUCUGCCAUUUUUGUAGUCCUUUUUUAUUGCAAACAGACCCUUUUGAGUGAGCCUGCGAUUAUGACUGAGCAUGACUCUGUGAAUAAAACAUUUAUGUUUUUGAUGUGAAGCGACAUGUUUGUGCUUAACCGGCCUCAGUUUUAGAGAUGACGAGUGCACACUUCAAUGUCAAGUUAUGUGAGCCAUGGUGUGUGUCUCGGUUUAGCCUACGAGGACCAAUUCUUGGAAACAUGCUGACUUGUGAGGACAGUGCUUCAUGGGGAUAUUUUUGCGUUAAGCCUCAAGUUGAGGGUUAAAACAGGGUGGUUCUAACCAGGUUGAGUUUGGUUCCGACUCCUGGUUCAGGUGAGCCAUGUGUUUUGGAUGGUUAGGUUUGGGGGGGGAGGGUGGAGAACGGGUGAUGGCCAGUGUGUUUGUAUGUGUGUAUGAGAGAGAGCAACAGAGAGACCUAUGGUCAGACAGGUCUGUAGUUUUUGUCACCAGAGAGUCUUAUGAAAUAUUGAUGAGCUGUUCGCAAGUGUAGGUGACUGUUUACUAGAACACUUUCUAAUAAGUCAGACCUGAAAAUGCAUUUUUACACCGUGAUUUAAUCUCUAUUCUCACAGACAAGUGGACAGUCCUCCAAAUGAUGGCAUUAACCCUCCGAGUGCCAGCUUUUCCCCUGUUCUGUCUCUGAGAUCUCAUAUUUUAUGACUCUCAAAUGGCUUUUUGAUGACCACUGACUGUUAUUUCCAUUUUUCCUUUCCUGAAUUUGUACGUGGCUUUAAUAAAUAAAAUAAACUCAAUAUUCAGUUCUGUCUCUUGCUUUGAAAUCACACCAAUGUCCAGCUUUUCCAGCUGGAUGCAGGCGUGGCUUCACUUUAGAUCCCGAGAACGAGAAACAACUGUCUGAGCUUUUUGAGGCUCAACAUGUCUGGAGGGAAUCAAAUCCUUAAAAUGUGGUUCACAGACUGCUGGCGUUUCAUCCUGCGGGUUCUUGCCUGGUUUAAAAUGUGCCAGAAGUCAGUUCCGUCACCACCAGACUGACAUCCUUCAACACA
Molecule: messenger RNA, 5179 nt
Organism: Synchiropus splendidus (mandarinfish)
Lineage: Eukaryota; Metazoa; Chordata; Actinopteri; Syngnathiformes; Callionymidae
Gene: ehmt1a
Product: euchromatic histone-lysine N-methyltransferase 1a
Exons: 22
Coding region: 241-3252 (1003 amino acids)
Cellular component (GO): nucleus
Molecular function (GO): p53 binding; histone methyltransferase activity; zinc ion binding
Source: RefSeq, a predicted model, not a curated record